Homalodisca vitripennis (glassy-winged sharpshooter) is the source of this 1883-nucleotide messenger RNA. RefSeq lists its product as uncharacterized. The coding region runs from base 157 to 987 and encodes 276 amino acids. NCBI's taxonomy places the organism in Eukaryota, Metazoa, Arthropoda, Insecta, Hemiptera, Cicadellidae. Gene Ontology annotation, cellular component: nucleus; transcription regulator complex. The record is from RefSeq and is a predicted model, not a curated record. Gene Ontology annotation, biological process: regulation of transcription by RNA polymerase II. The transcript has 2 exons.
AGGCGCGGGCAGUUUCGCAACUUCACCCGCACGACUAACCUUGCACUUUGCAAUCCUUGUCGUGAAACCUCGACCAAGUUAUGUGCAGUGUGACGUGUUAAACUUGCUAUUGCUGCUGGUGAUUAUACCUAUCGUGACUGUGUUACUCUUCCAGCUAUGGAAAAGGAAAUAGACGUGGAACAUUUGAUAUCUCUGGUGUCUCAGCAGCCCGUGAUAUGGGACAAAAACUCGCCGGACUUUCAUUCCCGCGCUCUCACAGACCUGGCUUGGCGGGAAGUGUGCGGGCAACUCGACACGCAUUUUAACGACAAGACCGACAGGGACAAAUCUCAUUAUUCUAAAAUGGUGUUGUCGAGAUGGAGAAAUAUCCGUGACCAGUGGCAGAAAGCUUGCAAGAAAGUUGCCUGCCAGAAUAGAACAGGAUCGACAAGAAAGGCGAAGAAAUAUAUUUACCACGAUCAGUUAUCUUUCUUGAUCCAGGCUGAAGACGCCAAGUCCCAAGAGUCCAGCUUUAGCGAGGAAAACAAACCGGAACUUAUCGCAGUUAACGUGGAAGAAUGUGACAGCUUGGUAGAAUACAUGCCAUCUAAAAGGGCAAGACUUGUCACAAACGGUGAAGAAAGUGAGAGCAUUUAUAAAGACCCACUAAAUCUAAACCUGCACAGUUUCAUGUUAGAUAUCAAGAGGGAAGCUGACGACCCCAAAUUAAGUUUUUUCAAGAGUAUAUUGCCAAGCGUAGCGGACUUCACGAGUGACGAGUUUCUUCAUUUGCAGUCACGAACUCUGUGUAUAAUUCAAGACAUCAAAAUGAAUCGCAAGUUUCCAAAUCGGUCUCAAUCGAUUCAACAGCACGUAUGCACCUGCGGAGUGCAUUCAUCACAAUGUAGUUAUGUAAGCUCAGGGCCUUCAGUACUGCCAACUACACAACAACAAAUAUCCCAGUCUUGUACCAGCAGGACAUCGUCCAGAGACACCGCAGACUUGUAAACCAACAAGUACCUCGCCAGCUACAACCCCCACUCCAGAGAUGAUGCGGGUAUCAGUUUACACCGUCCAUGUUCUGCGUGAAAUUGAUCUUUAACUAGGAUACACACCGUAUAUCACAACCAAUAAAUUAACCAUCGUUGUGUGACAAACCUAGAUUGAAACUUAUGUCUCUUAGUUUAUUUUUCAUCGUCUCCCUAUGCGGGGACGUUAUUCGGAUAGAUGGAAAGAGAUACUGCAAUAACAUAAGAAUACAUUCCUGUUAGAUUUAAGUUUAUUAACUAGUUCAAACAGUAUGUAUCUCAUCACGAUUAAGUAAUUUUUAAAAAUUGUAUUUUUACUAAUUUUAACCAGACAUAUAGUAACUUUUAAUCAACCACUGCAACACAAUAUAUACAUAAUAUAUAACCUCUUGAACAAAAUAAAAUAAUUUGAAUUCAAUAUUUGUGACGGAAGCGACAAUUUAUCGGUUUUAAUAGUAGCAAAAUAUGUGUAUAUAGUAUUAUAGAAUGUAUUUAUUUAUCUUACAAGUAUUUGUUUAGUGUUCCUAUACCAAAAUUGUAAGAUGUUCGUAAAUUUAAAAGUAUGUGCUCAUCGAAGCUUGUCGAUUUGACUCUACCUGUAAUUAUUUUGGUGGUGGACUUUUCUGUCGACUAAGUUAAUAAAUCUUUGCCCACCUCCAUUUCUAAGUAGUUUUGACCCUAUUACAGAACCAUUUGUUUAUAUAUCUUCCUUUUCGUUAUUUUUCACGAAGUUCAUUAUAUUUUAUGAAUUAAUGGAACAUACUCGUAUUUUCUUUGCAAACAGUAAAAUCAAGCCUGUUACUUUUUAAUUUGUUCGUUAAUUUAAUACGCAAGUUUUGUUGUGUGCGAUUUUAAUAAAGACAUUGUUAAAAAUUA